Molecule: messenger RNA, 2031 nt
Organism: Penicillium daleae
Lineage: Eukaryota; Fungi; Ascomycota; Eurotiomycetes; Eurotiales; Aspergillaceae
Product: aspartate--tRNA ligase MSD1
Exons: 2
Coding region: 1-2031 (676 amino acids)
Biological process (GO): aspartyl-tRNA aminoacylation
Cellular component (GO): mitochondrion; cytoplasm
Molecular function (GO): aspartate-tRNA ligase activity; ATP binding
Source: RefSeq, a predicted model, not a curated record
AUGAUACGCACUCCGGGCGUGCAAUUGCCUUUACGGCUUCGAUCGAGUUUUCUGAGCUCCAGAUUGUUAUCUGCGAGGCCAUGGCAGCAACAGGUCCCAGUGGGCAGGCGGUUUCAUCACCCUGCAUGCCUCCGUGAGCAAGAUGCUCCCGCCGAGCUCCCCAGCUUCCUGGAGGCAUACAAGAAAGCCGUGGAAUUCCCUCCUGCCACCCAUGACUUCGAAACCUUCCUCUCACAGGCCGAGCCCAACACCGAAGUCGUUUUACAUGGCUACCUCGGCCAGCGCGCAGAUCUCUCGAAGAAGCUGUCCUUCGUGCGUCUCACCGAUCCGACCAUGAAGCACAGCCUGCAAGUAGUCGGCUUCGCCAAGAAUGACGCAUUUGAAAAGCUCAAGUCUAUCAAUGCCAACAGCCCCGUCGCUGUGCGAGGAACAGUUCAACAAAAGAAAAAGAAGGCCUCUGAGGGUGAGAGUAAACCAGAGGACGCCUGGGAGUUGGCAUUGGAGGAUAUUCAUUUGCUCAAUGACUUUCCCAAGGAUAUCAUCAUGACGCCGGAGACGGUAUUUGCGCCGGAGCAGCGAUACCUCCAACUUCGGUCCGAUGCCGAGCUCCGUGAAGCGCUGCGGUUCCGCGCGGCGGUUCGGAAUGCCUGCAAGAAGGAGCUGGAAGAGAAGAAUCAGCCGGCAUUUGUUGAGAUUGAGACUCCUCUGCUGUUCAAGUCGACGCCUGAGGGUGCGCGUGAAUUCUUGGUGCCGACUCGUCGGCCGGGGCUGGCGUAUGCUUUGCCCCAGAGCCCGCAGCAGUACAAGCAGAUCCUCAUGGCCAGUGGCUUGCCCCGUUAUUAUCAAUUUGCGCGUUGCUUCCGGGACGAAGAUCUUCGUGCGGACAGGCAGCCGGAGUUUACCCAGCUGGACCUGGAAAUGUCCUUUGCUACUGGCGACGAUGUGAUGCGCACCGUAGAGGGAGUCAUCCGUCGACUGUGGUCUACUUUGAUGAAAGACCCGGCGCCCGAAGGCCCCUUCCGUCGUGUCCCAUACCAGGAAGUUAUGGCGAAGUACGGCUCUGACAAGCCUGACACGAGAUACGGCAUGGAAAUCAUGCGGCUGGACCAUCUACUGCCCGUUGAUCUGGUUAUGAAGAUUUCACCGCUCACGGAUCCUAUUGUUGAGGCUUUCAAACUUGAGAACGCCAAUAAUGACCCGGCAGAGACGCUCAAGUUCAUUACAGAGUUCCUCGAUUCGCCUGCUGGUGCUCCAUUCAAUAGUAACCCCGAUGGCGGCCCUGGUGUCUUCGUGUUUAACGGGAAGCAGCCACUUUCUGGUCUGCAGCCCUUUGGUUUCGAGGCUGCCGAGCAGGUUGAAGAGCUUCUCGACCCGGAUCACGGCGACCUGAUUAUCCUUCAAGCUCGCCCUCAUGCCCCUUUUGCAGGAGGGUCGACCCCAAUUGGUGAUCUCCGUCGGGCCUUACACUCCCAUGCCGUCUCCACUGGCUUCAAGGACGCGCCAUCUGGCUUCGAUUUCAUGUGGGUUGUCGACUUCCCACUCUUCUCCCCAUCCUCCGAGUCGGAACCCGGCCAGGGCGGCGCUGCAGGCAUCUCCUCCACCCACCACCCGUUCACAGCACCCAAGACCGCUGCCGACGUCGAACUGCUCCUCACCGACCCUACCAAAGCUGUGGCGGAUCACUACGAUCUCGUCGUGAACGGCGUCGAGCUCGGUGGCGGUAGUCGCCGUAUCCAUGACGCUGCGGUGCAGGAGUUUAUCUUCCGCAACAUCCUCAAAAUGCCAGCUGAACGCCUCGCAGACUUUUCACAUCUCCUCGAUGCUCUUCGCGCAGGCUGUCCACCACAUGCAGGUCUAGCACUAGGCUUUGAUCGACUAGUUGCCGUCAUGCUGGGCAAGGAGUCUGUGCGGGAUGUCAUUGCUUUCCCGAAGACUGGCAAGGGUGGUGAUGAUGCUAUGGUGCGUGCGCCAAGUCCUAUGACCGAAGCAUCGUUAGAAACGUAUCAUUUGCAGCUGAGGAAGGGAGAGUAG